Messenger RNA from Opisthorchis viverrini, 1392 nucleotides. RefSeq lists its product as hypothetical. The record is from RefSeq and is a predicted model, not a curated record. NCBI's taxonomy places the organism in Eukaryota, Metazoa, Platyhelminthes, Trematoda, Opisthorchiida, Opisthorchiidae. Gene Ontology annotation, molecular function: protein prenyltransferase activity. Gene Ontology annotation, biological process: protein prenylation. Gene Ontology annotation, cellular component: cytoplasm. The transcript is spliced from 6 exons. The annotation marks the transcript as partial.
GUCCCCUCGGAGGCGACGGUACUCCAGGGGAAAGAGAUCAAGCAUCGCGAGACGCGUUUCGAAGCCCACGGAUUUGAGGUCGGUAACCAUUCUCGUAGCGGCCCGCUGGACACGCUCAAUGAGGGUUACGUCUUUCGUGCGUCCAGAGUAGACAACUUGGUUAGCCUAUUCCAGGAGCGGUCUGACGUAGGCUCCAUAGAGUAUUUCGAAGUCCAUGCGACUGUGAUAAUGACAGAUACCUCAAUAAACGAAGAACGCGAUCGGUUUUUCCAAACUUUGUCCGAUUGUUUGACCGCUUGCUCUGAGUACGAUGUUCUCGCACAUGUGGAUGAGUCACACCGACACGAGGUACUUCGAAAACAUGGGCCCUCUCUUGGAAUCUGCGACUGUUCUAUUCCAAUGUUUUACCGCACGUCUCUCGGAACUCCAACUGAGGACCUUCUAGAAAUCGCCCUCCUCUACCUCCUUCUUAUCACGCCUAAUGUGACAACCUUUUGGAAUUGUCGCCGCCGCCGUGUUCUUUCCGGACAAAUCAUCCCAGAUAGAGAGCUAUGGUUAACUCGUCUAAUUCUACGGACUCAUCCGCGAUCCAAUGAGACCAUAUUUCACAGGCAGUGGGUUAUACGCACCUACUAUGCGAAGUCAGUGAACACAUUAUCAAUGGAAUUGGAAGUUUGCGAUGAGAUUGCUGAUGCUUAUCGGUUGCACUACGGUUUAUGGGACUAUCGGAGAUUUCUUGUGGAUCAAAUUGGACCAACGGCCUUCGAAAAGGAGUUGAUGCGACUCGACGAAUGGCUUUCCUCCCAUCCCACAGAUGCUAGUGGAUGGACCUACUUGGCCCAGCUACUGGAACGUACAGUCAGAUGUUCCGUACCGCGAUGCAAGGAACUGGUUGCCGAACGAUUAAGUCACGUGAGCAGCUUGUUAAAAUCCUAUCCGGAACGGGAGUGUCUGUGGAUGUUUAUGCGAACCGCGUUAUGCCUGCUCAAACAAUUGGAUCGUGAUUCUGCGACGGAUUUUGUAGCAAAUCAAACGGAAAUAUUCCCGAGUGAGGCACGACCCAUAAUUGCGGAACUCGUCAAAGUUCACGUGCAGUUCAAGUCCAUGGAAAGCUAUUUAGACUGGGCUUUCGAGAAUGGUCUCACACGUUUCCCCCGUGCUCAAAUGAGUUGGACAGAACUUCUUCGACUGCGUCACCUUUUUUGGUUAGGACGGGACUUUCUGUUGUCAAUGGUGGAUAGAGUUUUCUCCUGAUUUUCUGUCGUUUUUUACUGUCAUUAUUAUGGUGAUAUUCCCUCGUGCUGAACUUCCCUCUAACUUUUUAUUAUAGGGGCUCUAGCUGUAACCGUUUCUCCCGUAGGUACAACAAAGACCGGGUGUGUUUAGCAAAAU